CAAGUUUCUUUACAUGCCUUUUAGAUGGAUACUCAAAGACCUCUCCACGUAGUAACUCCUACCAUUCACAGCACUCCGUUGUCAAAAUGUGUUGGGUUUCCAGUUUAUCUCAAACUAGAGAAUCUCCAAGUUCCAGGAAGUUUCAAGAUCAGGGGAAUAGGCAAUCUUUGUCAGAAGGCAGCACAGAAGGGAUGCAAAAGAGUUGUUUGUGCCUCAGGGGGAAAUGGGGGUCUGGCAGCAGCCUAUGCCGCUAGACUCCUUAAACUUCCUGCUACCAUUGUUCUUCCUACAACUACUCCUGCAUUUGUGGCAGAAAAACUCAGAGACCAGGAUGCAACCGUUGAGAUCCAUGGUAGUGUUUGGGAUGAAGCUAAUCAGUUUGCUCUUAAAAUUGCACAAGAUCCAGAUUGUUUGUAUGUCCAUCCUUUUGAUCACCCAGAUGUUUGGGAGGGACAUGAGUCACUGGUUGUAGAGGCCAAAGAACAGCUGCCGUCCCCUCCUGAUGUAGUGGUGGCCUCAGUCGGAGGUGGGGGCUUACUGUGUGGAGUCAUACAGGGUAUGGAGAAGGUAGGCUGGGGUCACAUCCCAGUGGUUUCUAUGGAGACUGUAGGGGCAGAUUGUCUGAAUGUGUCCUUGAGAGAGGACAAGAUCACCACCAUUCCAGCCAUCACAAGUGUUGCCAAAUGCCUUGGUGCUCUCACACCUUGUACUCAGAUAUUUGAUCUGUGUAAAAAAUACUCAGUGAUAUCCCAGCUCUGUACAGACAAACAGGCUAUAGAUGCAUGUCUGAAGUAUGCCGUUAGUGGAGCCUGCUUGUGGUGCAAGUUUAGCAGCUGUGUACAGUGGCAUACUGAAGGACCUUCAAACUCGGGGAAAACUGGGUCAAGUUAAAUCUGCUUUGAUUGUUGUUUGUGGUGGAAGUGGAGUUACACUUGAUGCCCUAAAUAAGUGGAAAAUGGAAUUUGAACUCUGAUUAUUUAAAAUUGGGUCCAUUUAGUAUUAGAACAUAUAUACAAGUCUUGCCUCAAAUCCUGUGAUAUUCCAGUUUUGUUUUUAAGUGAGGGUUUUAUCAUUUAUUUUCUGAGGGCAGCUUGCUGUUAUUGUUGUUUAUUUUUUUAGUGGUGAUUUUUUAUGUUUAAUGUGUGGGUUUGAAAUGUGAUUGAUCUCUGUAUUCCAAUUUGGGAAUCAUUUUUAAACAUGUUUAUUUUUGAAUAAACUGUAUAAAGAAUGGAAAC
Saccostrea cuccullata (small rock oyster) is the source of this 1235-nucleotide messenger RNA. RefSeq names its product serine dehydratase-like. The record is from RefSeq and is a predicted model, not a curated record. Gene Ontology annotation, molecular function: L-serine ammonia-lyase activity; threonine deaminase activity. Gene Ontology annotation, biological process: L-threonine catabolic process; L-serine catabolic process. The transcript is spliced from 7 exons. The coding region runs from base 25 to 891 and encodes 288 amino acids. NCBI's taxonomy places the organism in Eukaryota, Metazoa, Mollusca, Bivalvia, Ostreida, Ostreidae.